Rhineura floridana is the source of this 1361-nucleotide messenger RNA. It is a transcript of the gene PIGH, whose product is annotated as phosphatidylinositol glycan anchor biosynthesis class H. Gene Ontology annotation, cellular component: glycosylphosphatidylinositol-N-acetylglucosaminyltransferase (GPI-GnT) complex. Gene Ontology annotation, biological process: GPI anchor biosynthetic process. The record is from RefSeq and is a predicted model, not a curated record. The transcript has 4 exons. NCBI's taxonomy places the organism in Eukaryota, Metazoa, Chordata, Lepidosauria, Squamata, Rhineuridae. The coding region runs from base 208 to 780 and encodes 190 amino acids.
GUGGCUGCCAAGCCAGGCGUGAGAAGCCCCGCAGAGCCGCCCUGCCUGCCUGCCUCUCCAGCACAAGAAACAGCUCCUCUCGCGGGGGAGGGGAGAAGCUGUGCUACCACUGAGCUGUCGGAGGCUAGAGUAGAAGACGGAGAGGAGGAUAGAUUGAGCCGUUCUGGGCGCCCGGGAGGCCCGUUCUCGUCGCUCCCUGAAUUGGAAAUGGCGGAGGAAGAGCGGUAUCUGGCCCUGUCGGGGGAGCGCAUCACGUUGCAACGCCGCCAUCACAGCGCCUCUUGUCGGGAGUUCCAGGUGCGCUGCCCGCGGCUGCAGUUGCGCUCGCUCAGCGCCGUCACGUGCUCUGUGUGGCUGGUGGCUUACGGGCUCUUCGUCCUCAGCCAGAACAGUGUGGUGCUUUCUGCUGCUAUAUUUAUCACAUUGAUUGGCUUGCUCAUGUACCUACACUUUGUGAAAAUUGACCAGGAGUCUCUGCUGAUUGUUGGUUCACUUGGAAUACAGAUGACCUCCUCCUUUGCAUCUGGCAAAGAAAGUACAACCUUUAUAGAGAUGAGCCAAGUAAAAGAUGUGGUAAUCAAUGAAGCCAUCUAUAUGGUAAACCUAAUAUGCUGUCAAAAGGUUAUCUAUUACCUGUGCAUCCUUCUUCAAGAUCCCAUGGAACCUCAUGUUGUUUCUGAGGUAGUACCACUGUUUCAGAGCUCCAAGCCACGUCUUGACUGCCUUGUCCAAGUGUACAAAAGCUGCCAAGAAAUCCUGGAGCAAAGGAAGAAAUCUUGACAUAGCCUUUAGCUUGCCUUUAUCAAGGUAGAAGAUGUGCUAAAAUGCCAAGAUUUUCUAAAAAUAUUUGGGAAGGCAUUUUAAUGUCAGUGAACUUCACUAUAUGGAUAACUAGAUGGCAGGGGAUUCUAAUGGACCAGGAAACUGAAAAUUGCUAGUGCUUUCUUGGACAAGGAUUUCUUGGACAACGUGCAACCUUGAAGAAAUGUUGGGGGGAGAAUGGCUAACCUGGGCCCCACAUCUUCUUUUGUCAACAUGGUGAUGUAAGAAACUCAAUGAUAACAAUCUUUUCUGUUAAAAAUUAACUCUACCUAAGUGAAUGGAAAUCUACAAGGAAGGUUCAGCAGAAAUGGGAUGGAGGCAGGAAACUGCUCCCUUUCUCAGUACAAGUACAUGGAAGAAGAGAAACUGACAAUACUGUUACAUUUUGUUUUCUGAGGACCAAUCAUUUAGAUUAUGGGAUCUGCCUAUGCCCAUAUGGUAUUCUUACGUAUUCACUCAGGUUUGUCAUUAGCACAAUGUAGUUGGUAUUAUUUGAUACAAAUGCCUAUUAAUAAAACGUCUCACUAGUUGUUUUAGAA